Messenger RNA from Polypterus senegalus (gray bichir), 5594 nucleotides. RefSeq names its product splicing factor SWAP (gene sfswap). Lineage: Eukaryota; Metazoa; Chordata; Cladistia; Polypteriformes; Polypteridae. Gene Ontology annotation, biological process: mRNA 5'-splice site recognition; RNA processing. The record is from RefSeq and is a predicted model, not a curated record. The coding region runs from base 2293 to 4938 and encodes 881 amino acids. Gene Ontology annotation, molecular function: RNA binding. The transcript has 19 exons.
CUAUGCCUGCAAGCUGUUCCGGGACGACGAGAGGGCCACGUACCACGAGCAGGGCAGGCACCUUAUCCCAUGGAUGGGGGACAAGAGCAUCAUGAUUGAUAGGUCGGUUUAACAAACUCACAAAGGGAAACUAUCUAACGCAUUCAUUGUUUUCCACAAGGACCAAAUGGAUGUUGUUUUUUUUUUUCCUUAAAUUGAAAAAAGUAGCUCAUUAGCAGGCCAACAAACACAUAAUGUGUCUGGCCUUGUGUUAUAACAAAGCUGAAGAGAGGAGAUGCGCUUUAUCUCUGUUUUAUUACAUUGACGAUAUAUUUAACUUGAAGAUGCAGAGUCCUGUCUUUGUAAAAGAAUUGUUCCGUUCUGACCUGUGACAGCAGUGCUCAUAGACUGCAUACGUGCCAAGACAGCCAGCAGAUUUUCCUAAACGUUUAUAUACUGUAGUUCCUUGUAUACUCAGAAAAAAAUGCAUACUGGGAUAUUGCUGGGAGAGCUAAAUUCUUCCCAGUGUUAACCAAUUUACUUGUAACAAUGUACAUUUUCCAUGCAUAAUUCUGUAUGGCUGUAUUAUUUUAAGCAUCUGUGUAUGAGUGUCCGUCCUGGUCAGUCUUUUGUUAUAUGUAUUUUAUCCCUUGGACUUCACAUACAUUACAAGGCUUAACCGUUUUCUCAUUUUACAAAUAUGACAAAGUGACCCUGCAUCUUAUCAAGUGCAUUUGCUCUGUCACACUUCCUACAUCAGCAGCUCCAUUCUUCAGUGUAACCGAUGAAUGGCCAACAUGGUUCUUUAUUAUAGUGUGUGUCCAAACUGAAGCAUUUUUGUGCUUCUUUCCAACCAUCUCCCCAAAUGCAAUGCUGUACAGCCCCAGCGCAAGUUACCCCCAAAUAGGAACACUUGGAGGGCUGUUUUAAGUACUCCUAUAUGUGGAUUUCUUGUGCAUUUGAAAUCGUUCAUCUCUUGUAAGAAAUGUUAUUUCUGGGGGUGAACAAGCUAUCUGUUGUUAAAGUGUGAUCAGAGCAAAUUCAAGAGCAUAAUUGAAUUCAGUCUGUAAAUUAAGGAGGUUCAUUGUCCUGAAAUCACAAUUUAAAUAAUCCCCUGUUGGCAUAUAUUUGAUAUAUUUUUUAGCAAUAUGAUGCCUCACCUAGUUAUGAACAUAAAGCUUUUGGUGGUUGAGGAAGCGCAACAGUAUUUUAACCAAAGACAAUUUGAUAGUAUAGCUUUUAAAGUUCUAACUAACCUAAAAAGGAGCAGGUUUUAACAUCUGACCUUUAUCAUUCAUUGUCAUACUGUUACCUUAAUUUCUCUUUCAUAAAAUAGUGGCAUCCUAGGUAUUUUAACAUCUUUAGGGCCUCUGUUUUAGUUAAUUGUUCUCUGUCUGAAAUGGGGUCAAAUCGGACCCCAGGCAUAUGUUAUUUUUUGACAAUUUUUUUUUUUUUUUUUACUUUAUAGUUCUACUGUCCUCUUUUAACCAAUUAAUAUACAAAAAGGUUUGCCUAAAUAUUUCCUAAUGUUCAUUAUCCAGGUUUGUAGAAUAAAUAAUUUGACCCGUUUUUUGGCAAAAACCUCAGAGUGAAAAAUAUUUUUAUGAUUACAGUAUGUGAUUUUUUUUUUGCCUUUUCAGCCUUGAAUAUUAAAAAAUAAAGCUGGAUUACUCUGACAUUAUUCCUAUGUUAGAAGAUAUUAAAUAUAGUAAAAGAUGAUGCCCUGUUAGUACUUUCUUUGUCCAGAACACAGUUAAAUAUAUUUGUGUGGAUUGAAAACCCUAAAUCAUUAAGGAUUCGUGUUACUUGGAGUAAAAAUAGCUCAUGUUAUAAAUCAUUCAAGCUAUUUAUCAUAAUUACUAGUUUGGUAUCGAGUAUAGGUGUUUCUUUUAAAAUAAAUAUGAGAAAAAUACAUAUUAAAGAAAAAUAACUAUGUUAAGUGUUUCCUUAAGUAUCUCAGAGGUAACAGUGAAAGUAUCUAAAAUAAAUACAGUGUUUAAAAAUGUUGGGUCAGACUUGACCCCUUUACAGUCGAUGUUGUUAGAUGAAAUUGCAGGGUUAAGAAGGUGCAAACUGCCUUUUCUCCACUGUCCUUAAAGCUCUGAACCUCCUUAAUCUGCAUGUCCCUGUAACUGUUUCCAAUGUGUAUGUGUGUGUCUCUCUAUUACAUAAUCCAGACUUAUUUCCCCAGCAAAAUGGCUAGGGGUCGAGCCUUAACCCCGAUUUGCCUCAUCAGUUCCUGCACAUUUCUUAUGGUGAAGAGCCCUGGACUGAGGUGGAAUAGCAGAGAGAACACAGGAAAAAUUCGCCCAUAUGGUUCUUUCGGAUAGGUAUGAUGGACGUGGUCAUUUGCAUGACCUGUCAGAAUAUGAUGCUGAUUCCUGGAAUCGAGACUACAAGCUGUCGGAGGAAGAGGCUAGAAUCGAAGCGCUCUGUGAUGAGGAGAGGUAUUUAGCCUUGCAUACGGACUUGCUUGAAGAAGAAGCAAGGCAAGAGGAAGAAUAUAAACGUCUAAGUGAAGCGUUGGCUGAUGAGGGUUCUUAUAAUGCAGUCGGGUUUCAGUACAGUGCUGAUUAUUAUGAUCCCUCACAGCCUACGGAGGAGGAAGAGACGUCAAAAGAGACUGUGGCAGAUCAGGAAGACAGUGAGGAACCUUUCAUUGCUCCAGCAGGGUUGUGCGUUCCUCCCGAUGUGGAACUGCCUGCUACAACGAAAAUGCAUGCAAUCAUUGAACGCACAGCCAGUUUUGUCUGCAAGCAAGGAGCUCAGUUUGAAAUAAUGCUAAAAGCGAAACAGGCCCGUAACUCUCAGUUUGAUUUUUUGCGUUUUGAUCAUUACUUAAAUCCCUAUUACAAGCACAUUUUGAAGGCGAUGAAGGAGGGAAAGUACAUCACUGCUGGUGAAGCCAAAGCUGAGGAGAAGACAAAAUGUGAGGCUGAUGACUCUGAUGAUGAUGACGACAAUGAAAAUGGAGACUAUUUACACCCCAGUCUGUUUGCUUCUAAAAAGUGUGACAGGCUAGAGGAACUAAUGAAGCCUUUGAAAGUAAUGGAUCCCGAUCAUCCUUUGGCUGCAUUAGUAAGAAAAGCCAAACAAGAAAACAGCAUGGCCGCUGCAAAGAUGCUAGAGGAACCUUUAACAGUGGCUUCUAAAGAAAAUGAAUACUCCCUAGACUCAACUGUAGCAACUGUCUAUUAUGGAUAUUACAUGUUGCCUGAUGGGACAUACUGUCUUGCACCUCCACCACCUGGAAUAGACGUCAACACAUAUUACAACUCCCUGCCUGCAGGAAUGUUACCUGCAGCUUCAGGUUCAGCUGCUACUUCUGCAGUACACAGCGCAACGCCACCUAUGUCUCCUGGGCAGGCAUCUACACAAACAACAGCUGCCACUACAAGUUCCCAGACUUCUGUUGCUGCCAUUAUUCCACCACCACCAGACAUUCAGCCUGUCAUUGACAAGUUAGCAGAAUAUGUUGCAAGAAAUGGUGCCAAGUUUGAGUCAAGUGUUCGUGCAAAGAAUGACUCUCGAUUUGACUUCCUGCAGUCUUGGCACCAGUACAACGCAUAUUAUGAAUUCAAAAAGCAAUAUUUUAUUCAGAAGGAGGGACUUGAUAAACCCAAGGUUCUUGCUGCCUCAGAAUCGGAAAAUGCUGCUGAUACGCCUGUUUUGCCUCAAGCAACAAACAGUCCAAGUGUUUCGAAUGCAGAAAAUUUGAUAACGGAAUCAACAAACCACUCUCCUGACAAAGCGGCUAAUGAGGGCAAACUAAUUAAAGCUUCUUUUGCUCCCAUAAGUUUUGCAAUCAAGGCAAAAGAAAAUGACCUGCUUCCUCUUGAGAAGAAUAGAGUGAAACUGGAUGAUGAUAGUGAUGAAGAGGAUAAAGAAGGACAGGAGAAUACCAGCAGUGUCGCAGCCAAAGAGUCACAACCCCCAGUAGUUGAAGAAAAGAAACCACAGCUUACUCAAGAAGAGCUUGAGGCAAAGCAGGCCAAACAGAAGCUGGAGGACAGACUAGCAGCCGCAGCCCGUGAGAAGCUUGCACAGGCCUCAAAGGAAUCAAAAGAAAAACAGCUGCAAGCAGAGCGCAAGAGAAAAGCUGCCCUCUUCUUACAAAACCUGAAAAGUCCUUUUCUUGAAGUAGACACAAGGAAACUGGAAGAAAGCUCUGCAUUAAUGGAGGAGGCUCUUGUUGAAAUUUCUCAUCAUGGCGGAAUGAAGCAGCUCUCCAGUGCCACAUGUCCUGAAAUUAAUAUUGUACCAGCUGCUCCUACAGUGGUAUCAAAAGUUGUACCUGUUUUGGAAUCAAAGAUAACAGAGCGUGAUAUGGAUAGAAAUAAAGUACACUCACAUGUGCAUGAAAAGGAGAAGAAAAAGAAAAAGCAUAAAAAACGGUCUAGAUCAAGGUCUCCUUCACACUCUCGAUAUCGUUCAAGGUCACGGUCACGGUCUAAAGCCAAGCAUUCUCUCCCUAGCGCAUACCGGACAGUAAGAAAAUCAAGGUCGAGGUCAAGGUCUCCAAGCAGAAGACAGCCUCAUUCAUCAGAAAGAAAGCGAGAAGAUAGAGAAAAGGAUCGAUGCGUCCCUAGCGCGUAUCGGAUCAGCAAUAACCCUGCUUUCAGCAAGAAAAGGUCCAGGUCAAGGUCUCCACAUGAAAGGAAAAAGAAGAGAAGUUCAAAGUCGCAGAUUAAAUCUAAAGUUCAAUCCCGAUCACCUUCGUCCUCUCCAAAACAUACAUCUAAUAAUAAGCCAUCCUCGGCACAUUCUACCAGUAUAUCUCCUGCAGAAAGCAGAGGUUCCAGUCAAGAACGAUCGAGCAGGGGGGAUUCUCAGGAAAAAGAAAAAGAAGUUUCUUCAGCAAUUGUGUCAUCAGUGCAGUCUAAAAUCACUCAGGAUCUGAUGGCAAAAGUGAGAGCAAUGCUGGCUGCUUCAAAAGAUUUACAAACAAGCACAUCCUAGGAAAAAAAACACUCCCAAAUUGACAACCAGUGCAAACGUCAGGAUACUGCUUCACAUGUAUGAGGAUCAAGGUUAUGUUGCAGCUAGAGGCUAAUGCUCCAAAGGGGAAAUGCAGCUGCAGGUUUUUCACUGGUGAAUAGCAAUGUGUUGUACUGCCCAACCCGAGGAAAAGCAAAUCUUCAGAGAGGAUAUGCCUUGGACAGUUGUAGAAGUUGAUAUUUAAUAAAGCCUACAUCCGUCCUCUCAGAGUAUUUAAACUGGAAAAGUAAGCCAAAAUCUUCACGCAUGCCUCCUAUGAAUGACAAGCCUUCUCAGAUACUGAUGUAAGAAUGGAUUCUUAUUCCACAUGUGGCACUUCACCUGUAUAGCUAUAAUCAGGAUGUACAAAAAUACUUGCCUAUAUGAAGAUCUCCAUGAGGUGAUAAUUUCAAUGUUUAGUUUGAAAGUUAUUCUUUCUGACAGUUUCUCAACAUCCAGAUGAGGAAGGAAAAGUUUCAUCCUUCUGUGAAGGAGUAAUUUAUUAUUUCCAAGUUCUGUUUUUUCUUAGGUUUUCUUACCACUGCUGUACUAUCUUUACAUGAUGCAUAUUUGUAGGUUUGUACAGAAUAUAUUGGUUGUGCCAGUUUCUAGACUUUGUCAAUAAACUUGUAACACAA